Molecule: messenger RNA, 573 nt
Organism: Papaver somniferum (opium poppy)
Lineage: Eukaryota; Viridiplantae; Streptophyta; Magnoliopsida; Ranunculales; Papaveraceae
Product: histone H4
Exons: 1
Coding region: 47-358 (103 amino acids)
Biological process (GO): nucleosome assembly
Cellular component (GO): nucleosome
Molecular function (GO): protein heterodimerization activity; DNA binding; structural constituent of chromatin
Source: RefSeq, a predicted model, not a curated record
AACAAACCAAAACCACCAGAGAAAACAAAAUCAGAGCAGAGAAAAAAUGUCAGGAAGAGGGAAAGGAGGAAAGGGUUUAGGAAAGGGAGGAGCAAAGAGACACAGGAAGGUGUUGAGAGAUAACAUUCAAGGUAUCACUAAGCCCGCUAUUCGUCGUCUUGCUAGAAGAGGUGGAGUUAAACGUAUCAGUGGUUUGAUUUAUGAAGAAACAAGAGGUGUUCUUAAGAUCUUCUUGGAGAAUGUCAUUCGUGAUGCUGUUACUUACACUGAACAUGCUAGAAGAAAAACUGUUACUGCUAUGGAUGUCGUUUAUGCUCUGAAACGUCAAGGAAGGACUCUUUAUGGAUUUGGGGGUUAGGGUUUGCUCAUUCUUAUUAUCGAUUUGGGAAAUUUGUGUAGAAAUUCAGUCUGGGUUUAGGUUUUCUGAGCUUAAAUUAUUAUGUUUGUUGUUUGGUAGGAUGCAAUCUAGAUCUGUAUGUUGUUGGAAAGUGAAUGGAAAUCUUACCUUCUUCAAAUUUGUGAUUGCUCUAAUUGAUCUCAGAUCUGUAAAAGAUGACUGACAGAUUUCUUUGA